Messenger RNA from Apaloderma vittatum (bar-tailed trogon), 482 nucleotides. RefSeq names its product sodium channel protein type 1 subunit alpha-like. The annotation marks the transcript as partial. Gene Ontology annotation, molecular function: voltage-gated sodium channel activity. Gene Ontology annotation, cellular component: plasma membrane; axon; voltage-gated sodium channel complex. The record is from RefSeq and is a predicted model, not a curated record. Lineage: Eukaryota; Metazoa; Chordata; Aves; Trogoniformes; Trogonidae. Gene Ontology annotation, biological process: sodium ion transmembrane transport; neuronal action potential; membrane depolarization during action potential. The transcript has 3 exons.
AUGGCUCAGGCAAUGCUGGUGCCACCAGGAUCUGACAGCUUCUUCUAUUUCACCAAAGAAUCUCUAGCAGCUAUUGAAAAACGGAUUGCUGAUGAAGCGUCUCACUGUGACAAAGACGAGCAUAAAGAUGAUGGUGGUCAUGAAGCAAAUCACCCGAAGCCAAAUAGUGACUUGGAGGCAGGAAAGAUACUGCCAUUUAUUUAUGGUGAUGUUCCUCCAGAAAUGGUGUCUGAGCCUCUGGAGGACCUGGAUCCGUACUAUAUCAAUAAAAAGACAUUUAUAGUAUUGAAUAAAGGGAAGACAAUCUUCAGGUUCAGUGCCACACCUGCCUUGUACCUUUUAUCCCCUUUCAAUAUUAUUAGAAGAAUAGCUAUUAAGAUUUUGGUUCAUUCAUUGUUCAGCAUGCUCAUUAUGCUCACUAUUUUGACAAACUGCGUUUUUAUGACAUGGAAUAAGCUUCCAGACUGGACAAAGAAUGUAGA